CCAAUGGGGUGCGUGCAUGGCAUUCAAUGGCUGCAGAGCGUCCCAGGUGAGAAGGGAGGCAGGUGAGUGAGCCAGGUGUGGGUCCGGGCAUGGAGGGCGAGAAGCGGGUCCUGUGCGUGGGCCUGGUCUGCCUGGACAUCAUCAGCCUGGUGGACCGUUACCCGGAGGAGGACUCGGACUCCAGGUGCCUCUCCCAGCGGUGGCAGCGCGGGGGCAACGCCUCCAACACCUGCACGGUCCUGGCCCUCCUGGGCGCCCCCACCGCCUUCAUGGGCGCCCUCGCCCCCGGGCACCCCGCCAGUUUUGUCCGGGACGACUUCCAGCGCUACCAGGUGGACCUCUCCUUGGUGUCCAGCCACUCGACCGGCAGCCUCCCCAUCUCGGUGGUCAUUGCCAACUGCGCCACCGGCUCCCGCACCAUCCUGCACGCGUCCAGCAAUCUUCCAGAUGUGACUGCAGCUGACUUUGAGCGGGUCGACUUGUCCCAGUACAAAUGGAUCCAUUGGGAGGGAAGGAAUGCCUCGGAGCAGGUGAAGAUGCUGCAGCGGGUGGAGAACUACAACCGGAGCCUUCCACCCUCUGAGCGCGUGCAGACGUCCGUCGAGGUGGAGAAGCCCCGGCCUGAACUCUACCAGCUCCUCAGCCACGGAGACGUGGUAAUGGUGCCUAAAGACCUUGGCCGUCAUUUGGGGUUCAGCACAGCUCGGGAGGCCGUCCUGGGGCUGCGCAGCCGAGUGAAGGAGGGGUCCACCUUGAUCUGUGCAUGGGCCGAGAAGGGGGCGGACGCCGUAGGGCCAGAUGGGGUCUUAGUGCACUCGGACGCCUUUCCCCCAGAGAAGGUGGUGGACACCUUGGGGGCCGGAGACACCUUCAACGCCGCCGUCAUCCUGGCUCUCAGCAGAGGGAAGCCCCUCGGAGAGGCGCUGACCUUCGGCUGCCAAGUGGCCGGGCGCAAGUGUGGGCUGCACGGCUAUGACGGGAUCGUGUGAGACGCGGAUGGGACGGCACGGCUGCUCUUGCCACCCUUCCAGAGGGAGAGAACAAGCAUUUUUGCAGGACCACCACAUAUGAAAAAAUGACCUUCUUGCAAGACUACCACAUACAGAAAAAAAAAUUAUCUCCUCCUGAACCACUGCAGGAGUUUACCGCAUACUGUGCAGCAAUAAACCAGUCGUCAACAUAGGGACCACCAAAUGCAGCAUUGGCCACAUACGAACCAAAGAACAUGAAAGGCACUGUAGACUAAUUCAUUGUAAGUCGCUCCAAGUUCCUUCGGGGAUAGGGAUGGGAUAUAAAUAAAGUUAUUAUUGUUA
Molecule: messenger RNA, 1313 nt
Organism: Anolis sagrei ordinatus
Lineage: Eukaryota; Metazoa; Chordata; Lepidosauria; Squamata; Anolidae
Source: RefSeq, a predicted model, not a curated record